This is a messenger RNA of Vombatus ursinus (common wombat), 6135 nucleotides long. RefSeq names its product purinergic receptor P2Y1 (gene P2RY1). Gene Ontology annotation, molecular function: ATP binding; G protein-coupled ATP receptor activity; G protein-coupled ADP receptor activity. Gene Ontology annotation, cellular component: plasma membrane. The transcript has a single exon. Bases 1 to 1095 code for a protein of 364 amino acids. The record is from RefSeq and is a predicted model, not a curated record. Lineage: Eukaryota; Metazoa; Chordata; Mammalia; Diprotodontia; Vombatidae. Gene Ontology annotation, biological process: platelet activation; phospholipase C-activating G protein-coupled receptor signaling pathway; relaxation of muscle.
AUGACCGACGUGCUGUGGUCAGCGCUCCCCAACGGGACCGAGGUCCCUCCCUCCCCGGGCUGGUCCUCGGGCAACGCCACGGGCACGGCCGCCAGGUGCUCGCUCACCAAGACGGGCUUCCAGUUUUACUACCUGCCCGCCGUCUACAUCGUGGUGUUCAUCACGGGCUUCCUGGGCAACAGCGUGGCCAUCUGGAUGUUCGUGUUCCACAUGAAGCCCUGGAGCGGCAUCUCCGUGUACAUGUUCAACCUGGCCCUGGCCGACUUCCUGUACGUGCUCACCCUGCCCGCGCUCGUCUUCUACUAUCUCAACAAGACGGACUGGAUCUUCGGCGACGGCAUGUGCAAACUGCAGCGCUUCAUCUUCCACGUGAACCUCUACGGCAGCAUCCUCUUCCUGACCUGCAUCAGCGUGCACCGCUACACCGGGGUGGUGCACCCGCUCAAGUCUCUGGGGAGGCUCAAGAAGAAGAACGCCGUCUACAUCAGCGCCCUGGUGUGGGCCGUCGUGGUGGCCGGCAUCGCGCCCAUCCUCUUCUACUCGGGCACCGGCGUCCGCAUCAACAGGACCGUCACCUGCUACGACACCACCUCGGACGAGUACCUGCGGAGCUAUUUCAUCUACAGCAUGGGCACCACCGUGGUCAUGUUCUGCAUCCCCUUCGUGGUCAUCCUGGGCUGCUACGGGCUCAUCGUGAGGGCGCUCAUCUCCAACGACCUGGACAACUCGCCCCUCCGCCGCAAGUCCAUCUACCUGGUGAUCAUCGUGCUGACUGUCUUCGCGGUGUCUUAUCUCCCCUUCCACGUGAUGAAAACGUUAAACCUGCGAGCCAGGCUGGAUUUUCAGACCCCGGGAAUGUGCGCCUUCAACGACAGGGUGUACGCCACUUACCAGGUGACGAGGGGGUUAGCUAGCCUCAACAGCUGCGUCGACCCCAUCCUCUAUUUCUUGGCGGGAGAUACUUUCAGGAGAAGACUGUCGAGGGCCACCAGGAAAGCUUCGAGAAGAAGUGAGGCAAACCUGCAAUCAAAAAGCGAAGAUAUGACCCUCAAUAUCUUAUCAGAGUAUAAGCAGAACGGAGAUACGAGCUUAUGAACUGCACACACGCAAAAAGGUUCCCAAACACCUCGUUAAAAACAGACAAACAAUAAAAUCCUAUGGUGUAAUGAUAAACAGAGUCAGAAAGAAAUUGAGGAGGGUCUAGGGUGGGGAAACCGUACCACUUGGCUGUCAAGUACUUUUUUAAAAAAAAAAAUUCCUUUUAUGAGUUUAGAAAGAAUGUAAGAAAUAAGAGAUCAGAAUAUUCUGAAGCAGAGAGGGGGAGAGAGAGAGAGAAAAGGAGAGAGAGAGACAGAGAGAGAGAGAGAGACAGAGAGAGAGAGAGAGACAGAGAGAGAGAGAGACAGAGAGAGAGAGAGAGAGAGAGAGAGAGAGAGCCUUCCCCCUGUACUAAAGCCUUUUAGGUUAUUUUUAAUUGGAUCACGGUCACUUUCCUUAAGGUUAAAUAUAUUAAAACAUUAAAUAAUUCAAUUUAUGCCAUUUCAAAAUUCUCCACUCUCAAAUAUACAUAUAUGCACUCACUUUAUAUUUGGAAUAUUUUUGCAUUUAUAAUUUCUCCUAAGAUAUAUGACUGUCUUAGACUUUAGGUUGUGCACCUGUAGUUAUUAUUAUAAUUAUUAUUAUAUUUUACAAUCCACAUGAGCAUCCUACUGAUUUCCACCUCCUCCAAAUAUUUAGCAUUAGCUCAAAUCAGAAAGCAAUUCUCCCAAUUCUCUAGGUAGCAAGUGAGCUGGCUCCUGGACUUUUUUUUUUUUUUUUUUUUUUUUUGGUAAAUGAGUGUAAGUUUCUGGCUGUCUUCAGUUGGAAGAUGGCUAGAGAUGUCAUUGAGUUGAAAAUCUUGAAAGGUGAUGAUUUUCUAAAUCUAAUUUUCAGGAAAACUGUUCAUUAUAUUUUGGGUGUUAAAUGUUUGGUGGUGGAAAUCUGUAUUAAUUGUCAUUGGAUAAAGCACCCAAUUUAAAUAAUGAUAGCACAUAGGUUUUGUUUCCUAUGAAAACUUAAGGUCUUGGGAUGUUUGAAAUCUCCUUAAGUAAACAUGCUGUUUAUUGGCACUGUUGCUGUUUAAUGACGUAGGGGGUUGUUUGUUUUCCUGGAUGAAUGCAUAUCCACAUCUGUAAAAACAUUAAAAAAAAAAGAAGCAACUCUGAACUGAUGAUUUACAAGGCAAACUGACUGAAGUUGAAUGCACAAGUUAAGGCAAAGUGGAUCUGGGCAUUGUUAGUGUUUGAGGGUGAUUGGCAGCCGUCCAAAAUCUGCGUGCUCCAGAUAUUAAAAAAAAAAGAAAGAAAUGAAGCCAUGAGGCUGAAACUUAAUUAUUGUCAUAUAGGGAUUGUAACAAAAGUGCUGGUAAAAGGGACCUUUUAAUAUUAUCCUGGAAUGUCUGAAACAGUAGGUGAAAAGGCAUAAAUUAAAGACUAUCUUAAAGUUUUAUAAAUUCCAUUUAUAGAAUGACAGAGUAUGAUCUGGCCUCACUGGUCCUCAUUUUUAAAAAUGGGAUAGAAAAUAUUGUAUUUAAAUACAUGAGGACAUCCCUUAAUAGUAUGGCAAAGCAAGUUAAAUGAUUAAUCAUAGAAAUACUUUUUUUUAACUACUUCACUUUAAAGAGAUGGCUAAUGGGGGGGUGGCAUUUAUACUACAGGUUUCCUCCUCUGGACAUUAACCUGUCAAAUGCUUCCGACUUCUCUAAUAAUGCUCAUUCUGUGUUUUAACACAUUUUGAAUUCCCACUCAGGCCCAGCCCUGUGAUAUUUUUUUUCACUAUAGUCAAACUGCAUUGUACAACCUUAUUGAGGUGAAUAUACAUCCCCCAAGGAUAGUUUAAUAAAUGUAGUUUUCAGAACGAAAAUGAACAGUUUUCUCUAAUGCAUACACUUCAAGCAGAGGCUGAUGUGGUCAUCAGUCACUGUAUUCUUUGAGGGUGUGGAACAUAAGGUUAGAUCUGGAGGUAAACAUGUGGGACAUAGAGUGAUAGCUGAAUCAAUCCUGUAUUUGAGCCAUUGAAUAACUUUUCAGAGCUGGGAGGACCCUUUGAGGUCAGCUAGUCCAAACCUCUCUCCUCACCGCCAGAGAGGAAUGGCGAUUCUCUUGGUUUGAAGGUUUGUCAAAGUCUUCCAUGUGUCAUUCGUCAUCAUCCAUUUGUAGUUUUACACGGGGAAAACAAGUCACCAAAAUACGCAUAGCAAAUCAGAUAUGGGUGAAAUGGAAAUAUACAUAGUGAUGUUUCAAACCUCAGUAGAUAUUUGCUAAGUAUCUUACAGCAGCAAAUGGAGGGAUUAUUCCUAUGAUUCACGACAGGAGAACAGAACAUAAAACACAAACUAUUUAAUGUCUAUUUACCCUAGUGAUCACUGAAGCCUUGUGUUGUCUGUAGCAACAUUAAAUACCUCAGUGACUGAAAAAAAAAGGAAGGCCCAUGUCUGCCCAAUAAGUGAUGUGUCUCUAGUAGCCCAAUUCUUCCAUUUAUGUUAGUGUCUUUUUAGAUCACAGGAUGUCCAGGCCUGUGCAUCAGGCUGCUUUCCGUGCUAGCCUAAUUGUAUUGAAGAUGUCAACUCUGCAUUAUUUCAGGUCCUAGAGGACUUCCUUUCAGAGUAUUGUGAAGCUAGUAAAGGGAGUUGGGGGUGAAUAGAAGUGCCCUUUUACUAUUUGGAAUGUUUCUUUCAGUUUCCUACUUCAUACCUCUCAUAGGAGACCAUAAUGACAAGUAAGGAAUCAUGAAACCAUGCCAAAAAGUAACAAAAGAUUAUUUGGCUGACUACUUGCAGGCAGCCUCCAUGGCCCAACAGGGAUCUAUGGGAGCUGUGUCCAUCCAGUUUGAAAUAAACUGGGGAUCAGGUUGAAGUGAUACAUUCCUUUGGUUACAGCAGCGCCUCACAAACCUCCCAAAGCCUGAAAGGACAAUUCGAGGGACCUGAUGAUGUAAGGUCUUAAAUCUUGAGUGCGGCAACAUGUAAGGUGUUGAGACAAGUGAAUUUGUUAAUGUGCUGUAAUUUAUGUUUACUCAAGUACUCAAAAGUGAUGAAAAGUUCUGAACCCAGAUGUUUCUCAGGACCAGAGUCGUCAUUGCUGAAAACUUGCUGAAUCUAUUUGCUCCCUGACCUGAAUGGGUAAGAAAUUGAGAAGAUUUGGAGUGUGGGUCAGGAUUUCUAAAUUCUAAUCCUGCUUUGCCAGUCAGAUAAUCCCCUGUUGAUUUCAAAUUCUACGACCCAUCUUUCCUCUCGUUGUUUAAAGAGGGAUGGAGUAACUCUUCUGUCACAAGAACUUUUAAGAGUCUGAACGAUACUAAAACACAUCCAAUAUGCACUAUUGUUUUCCAGAACUACUCAAUUUCAGGCACUGGCUUAGCAUUCCUAUCUGGAUUUCAACUGUGAUGUGGAAAUAUGCCCAGGAAAUCUGUUGAAACUACUAAAUUUCCUCCUGUAGGAUACUAAACUGUCUUUGGCUACAAAGGAUUUCAUUAAUAAUGAGGGCUGGAACUGCACCAGCAACAAAGGUUGAAAGUUUACUAGUUGUCAAAUCUGACUCGUCCAUUAUGUCACAAAGCUUAAACUGUCUGGUCAUCUUAAAGACAAUUACCGGAUUAUUUAUUGAUAAAGCAACUGCAGUCCAUUAAUUGUACAGAUAGGAUUGAAAACUUUCCCUGGAAGAGCAUUUUUUUUUUUGAUUUGGAACACGGUUGUGAAUUCUGUUUAUUAAAAUGUAUACCCUCAGUAUAACAGAUUACUGUAUUUGGAAUCCAUAAUAUAUGAGGCAUGGUGAAAAUAAGAAUAGAGAUUUCAUAUAUCUCUAUACUUUUCAAACAUCAGUAUCUUGAAGUAUUGGAUUCUCUUUCAGUCAUUCUUUUUGUGAAAUUAUGAUAAUCUCUAAAAGUCCACUUUGUGCAGCUCUGUGUUAAAUUUUCCCUAACGAUGUAUUUGCAUGCUCACCUUUUAAAAUUGAAUUUCUGAUUUUAUAUGUCAAAAGUCAAUUUUGUGUCAAGAGAAUAUAGGAUCAUACAGCAAAUAGAAAAUAUUUUAGUUUUAGUGGGUCUAUAGGUUAUAUAUUUUCUGAGGUUUUGCAGUAAAAUUUAUACAACCAUUGUAAAAAAAAAUGCAUGAAAUCCAUUGGUGACCACUACUUUAAAAUGCAACAAGGUUGACCUAUAUUCAAAGCAGAACCAAAUCAUCGUGCUUUACAAAACUGAUGGAGAGGAAUUAUAGAUACAGCCUUGGAGUUUAAAGAGAGAUUUGGGAAAAUGGGGAAAGAGAUAGGAGAAUGCAGCUGCUGCAGUCCCCUGCUGCUCCAAUUAACUCUAUUUACAUUUUUCCCUAAAUGGCUUCUACCCUGUAUUUCUUCAUUAAGUCAAAUAGCAUGCACUUGGUACUCUUCUCAGACAUUACAUUCUCAGAGCUUAAGUAUCUUCACAACAGAUGUAGUCUUCCUGUUCCUCUUAUGCAUCUAUGUUCAAUUGCCCUGCUUGAGCCUUCAUUUUAACUCUAAGCACUUUCCAGAGUGAAAAUUGUAUGAUGUGGUCUCUGAGUUCUGUUACAACUUUGAAUUUCCUGUUAUUACUUUAUAAUUCAUAGAUAGCAUUGCCAGUUAUCAUGAAGGGAAAGUGUAUGAGUUCCAUGUUUAAUGUUAUGUGCAUUUGGAUUGGUGUAUUUCAGUGCUCCUGAGAAAAUGUUUAUUUUUAUAUUUUUCGUGAUGUAAUACUGUUGAUUAAACUAGGUUUAUUUGUGAUGAAUCUUGCUAUUUGAUUUGCUUAUGGAAACAGUUUUACUUGGUAUUUGAGGAUUUUUUUUCAGGUUCAUCUAAAAUAAUCAGGCUAGAGAAAAAAAGACUCUCAGUCAUGCAUAAAUGUCAUGAAUUAAAGGCUCUACAUUUUCUAUAGAGCAUCAUGUCUUUGCAUACCAGAUGUUUGUGAUAGCUUUGGAAAAUAGUGUUUUUAUUAUUGCUGUUGUUAUUUUUGGUGUUAGGCAUGGCACUCAAGUCCUUGAUCAUUUUCCAUUGGCAACAGAAUUUCAGUACAGUCAUGAGUUAUUAGUGUCAUACCUACCAUAGGCAACUAAACCUGAAAAUAACCCAAUAAAAUGCUGAAACAUUA